Messenger RNA from Colletotrichum truncatum, 498 nucleotides. RefSeq lists its product as uncharacterized. Gene Ontology annotation, molecular function: nucleic acid binding; 3'-5' exonuclease activity. The record is from RefSeq and is a predicted model, not a curated record. Gene Ontology annotation, biological process: nucleobase-containing compound metabolic process. Lineage: Eukaryota; Fungi; Ascomycota; Sordariomycetes; Glomerellales; Glomerellaceae.
AUGAUCACCAAGGUUUUCUAUGAUGUCCGCAACGACUCUGACGCCUUGUUUUAUCACUUUGCAGUCAAUCUCUGCGGGAUUGAAGAUGUACAACUAAUGGAAAAUGCGGCCCGGCCUGGGCGACGGCGUUUCCUCAUCGGAUUGGAAAAGUGCAUAGAUAUCUAUGCACCCCUUUCAUACUCUGAAAAGCUCCGCUGGAAGGCGGUGAAGGAAGCAGGACUCAAGCUCUACCACCCUAAGCAUGGUGGUUCGUACGAAGUUUUCAAUAUCCGGCCGAUCCAGAUGCCUAUCAAAGAUUACUGCAUCAAUGAUGUCCAAUACCUGCCACAACUUAGAGAGAGAUUUUGGGAACGCCUGAGCAACGGUUGGCGCGAGAAGGUGAAGGUUGAGACUCAGAAGCGCGUUUUGGAAUCCCAGAGCAAAUCGUAUGAGCCCCAGGGGGACAAGAAGAAAUUUGACCCGUGGGAUUGCGACUCGAAGAUGAGUUUUUACAUUUAA